Molecule: messenger RNA, 2597 nt
Organism: Siniperca chuatsi (mandarin fish)
Lineage: Eukaryota; Metazoa; Chordata; Actinopteri; Centrarchiformes; Sinipercidae
Product: polynucleotide kinase 3'-phosphatase
Exons: 17
Coding region: 235-2058 (607 amino acids)
Biological process (GO): DNA repair
Cellular component (GO): nucleus
Molecular function (GO): polynucleotide 3'-phosphatase activity; protein binding; ATP-dependent polydeoxyribonucleotide 5'-hydroxyl-kinase activity
Source: RefSeq, a predicted model, not a curated record
CAAGCCCCCUCCGGUUUGUUUUACUCGUCCUGCACUUCAACAAACAAGUCAGAUACAAAUAAGUUGUGGCAAACGUAGUAACAUUGCAUACUUGAAAUAAACGCAGCCACCGUCGUGUGAUAACUAUUUAGUUUCUGUAUUUCGGUUCGUGAUUUUAUGAAACGAGUCGUUCGCAAACACACUAUAAGGCUCAAAGUAAAGUAGUCUCGCUGUGCUUCCCCCCUCCCCGCUAAGAUGUCGUGUACUCUAGUUAGCGCCUCUGGAGCUCCUCGGGUCCCUCUGGAGGAUGGACGAGCCGUGAUUCUGGGCCGGGGGCCGGACACCGGGGUCGCCGACAAGAAAUGCUCCAGGCACCAGGUGAAGGUGGUGGCUUGCUAUGCAGACCAGGAUGUGGUUGUUACUCAGCUGGGUCCCAAUCCCAGUUUCCUGGACGGUGAAAAGCUGGGCCGGGGCCAGUCUGGUAAACUCACUCAUGGAGGCACCCUCUACCUGGUUAACCAGAACCAUCCGUUUAAACUGCACUACUCCCUAAGCUCAAACGGAGCAGCCUCCACUGCUGCACAGAAAGGACUAAAAGCCACAGAUAAGACGAAGGGAGGAAGAAACGGGAAAGAAAAAGAGGCACAGUCAAGUCCAAAUCCCAAGCGCAGUAUAAAGGAUUUCUUUUCUACCUCUCCCGUGAAGUCAUCUAAAAGACGCUUGAGCCCAGAUAGGGGGCACCCUGAGGUGAAGCGCCAAAGAAGAGAUGAGGGAGCCUCAGAUAGACAGAUGGAGGACGAAGAUGAGGAGGAGAGACUGGCAGAGGAAAAGCUCAAGCAGCUGCAGGAGUUGGCAGAGAAGUCUAUGGCAGAGAGGAGUGACAGCGCUCAGCCCUCAUCUUCAUCAUUGUCUUCAAAGGGCUGUCUAAAGAGCAGCUGGCAGCAGAUAGGCAACCUGUUGCUUUACACUGCUGUUGGUGUCAAAGGGAGUGACAAGAUUGCUGGAUUUGACAUAGAUGGCUGCAUCAUCACCACCAAGUCUGGCAAAGUCUUUCCCACCACACCAGAUGACUGGAAGAUUCUCUACCCUGAGAUUCAGCCAAGACUGGCCAACUUGCUGAAAAAAGGAUACAAGGUGGUGUUCUUCACCAACCAGAUGGGGAUCGCUAGAGGCAAACUGAGACCAGAAGUCUUCAAGUCUAAAGUUGAAGACAUCCUCACCAAGCUGCAGCUGCCUGUGCAGGUGUUUGUAGCAACCGGUCCUGGAAUCUACAGGAAGCCAGUGAUGGGAAUGUGGAAUCACUUGUGUGAGAAGGCGAAUGAUGGUGUGACUGUUGACAAGACACAGAGUUUAUAUGUAGGAGAUGCUGCAGGUAGGCCAGAGAACUGGGCUCCAGGGAAGAAGAAGAAGGAUUUCUCCUGCAGUGACCGACUGUUUGCUCUGAACAUUGGGUUGCAGUUCCACACCCCAGAGGAGUACUUCCUGGGUUGGAAGAGCGCCACCUACAACCUGCCAGAUUUUGACCCUAGGAAGAUUGACUCAACUGCAAGGCUGUACGACCCACCGUCUGCCUCUCUCACCUCCAGCAAGACAGAAGUCAUUGUUGCAGUUGGUUUCCCUGCAUCGGGUAAAUCCUCUUUCUUCCACACCCACAUCAUUCCAAAAGGCUAUGUGUACGUCAACAGGGACACACUCGGUUCAUGGCAGAACUGUGUGUCGGCAUGUGAGCGCGCUCUGAAAGAGGGCCGCAGCGUCGCCGUAGACAACACCAACCCAGACCCAGAGUCUCGCAAACGAUAUGUGGAUGUGGCCAAGGCCGCAGGAGUGCCCUGUCGCUGUUUCCACUUCUCAGCCUCUCUGGAGCAAGCCAAACACAACAACAGAUUCCGUGAAAUGGCUCCAUCAAACAGCAAGCACGCUAAGGUCAAUGACAUGGUUUUCCACAGUUACAAGAAACACUUUGUGGCUCCUGCUCUCUCUGAGGGAUUCUCCGAGAUUCUGCAGGUCCACUUUGUACCAAACUUCACCGCCAAAGACAGCCAAUCAGAAAUUCUGUUCCGGCAGUUUUCUGAGGGCUGAUUGGACAGCUGGCUUUCUAACACCUUUGACUUUCAAUUUCACACUGACGCAGGAAACAAAUGCAGAUGUCAGCCAGUGAAGCAGUUGAGGUGCGAGUUAAUCAGUAGACACCAGCAUGUUUUUCUAUUUCAGCUGAUGGACUGUCUGGUGAAUGGGUUCCCCACUGACAUCUGUGCAGUGCUUGUAUGUCCUUGCUUAUAUCCAUACUGUAUGGCUAAUGUCCUCUAACUACAAAGUAAGACUGGUGACGUUAACUAGACUUGCAGCUCUGUAUCAGAUCCUUCCUUUCACGCAGUGUUUUAUCAAACAAUUUAACGUAUCCAUAUAAAUGCACAAAGUUAUAUUUACAUUAUAUAUGUGCAUCAGGAACUGAUUAUGCAUGUGUUAUACAUGUGUUUAGAAAGAAUACAGUGUGAAAACAAGAAGAAUUACUUUUUUAUGUUGUGUAUGAUUUGUUAACAAAAUAUCAAGUGACUUUACUGAAACACAGCUAUAAAAGUCAAUGGUAUUCCGUUUGACAAUAAAGCUUUGGAAAUCUC